Molecule: messenger RNA, 2509 nt
Organism: Cajanus cajan (pigeon pea)
Lineage: Eukaryota; Viridiplantae; Streptophyta; Magnoliopsida; Fabales; Fabaceae
Product: Pentatricopeptide repeat (PPR-like) superfamily protein
Biological process (GO): RNA modification
Molecular function (GO): RNA binding; protein binding
Source: RefSeq, a predicted model, not a curated record
UUCCGGCAGCAACCGCAUCGCAUGAAAACUCACCUGAGAGAAGCUAAUCCCCACACUCACUCACUCCCUCACUCAGCAUCCCAUAACAUAAACACCAUGACCAUCUCCAUCUUUGGCAUCUAAUCCAAUCCAAGACUCAAUGAAGAACCUAAACGUGAAUCGGCACUUGAGCAUCCUCGCCUCCAUCACCCCCUCCCCCACCGAAUCCCAGAUCCUCCACCACUGCAAGCUCGGCGCCGUCUCCCAGGCCCUCACCCUCCUAAACUCCGAAGCCCAGGCCCAAGCCCAACCCCAAGCCCAGACCCUGAACCCCGCUCUGAAGCCCGUCUUCUACGCCUCCCUCCUCCAAGCCUGCACCAAAACCCAGUCCUUCACCCACGGCACCCACCUCCACGCCCACGUCCUCAAGUCGGGCCUCCUCGCGGACCGCUUCGUGGCCAACAGCCUCCUCUCUCUCUACUUCAAGCUCUCCCCGCACCUCUCCCAGGCCCGCACCCUCUUCGACGCGCUCUCCGUCAAAGACGUCAUCGCCUGGACCUCCAUCAUCUCGGGCUACGUCCAAAAAGCCCAGCCCAUCGACGCCAUCCGCCUCUUCCUCCAAAUGCUGGGCCAAGGCGUCCAGCCCAACGCCUUCACCCUCUCCUCCAUCCUCAAAGCCUGCUCCCAGCUCCAACACCUCCCCCUCGGGAGUUCCCUCCACGGAACCAUCACCACGCGCGGCUUCGCCUCCAACCGCGUCAUCGCGUGCGCGUUGAUCGACAUGUACGGCAGGGCGCGCGUGCUGGAGGGCGCGCGGAGGGUGUUCGACGAAUUGCCGCAACCGGACCCCGUGUGUUGGACGGCGGUUAUCUCAACGUUGGCGCGUAACGACAGGUUCAGCGACGCGGUGGGGUUGUUUUGGGCCAUGCAUGAUGGGGGUUUGGGGUUGGAGGCUGAUGGGUUCACGUUGGGGACUUUGCUGAACUCGUGUGGGAACUUGGGGUGGUUGAGGAUGGGGAAAGAGGUGCAUGGGAAGGUUGUUACUUUGGGGAUGUGUGGGAAUGUGGUUGUGGAGAGUAGUUUGUUGGAUAUGUAUGGGAAGUGUGGUGAUGUUGGGUGUGCCAAGUUUGUGUUUGAUGGGUUGGAGGGGAGGAAUUGGGUGUCUUGGACUGCUAUGCUUGGGGUGUAUUGUCACAAUGGUGAAUUUGAGAGUGUGCUUGGGCUUGUUAGGGAGUGGGGGGUGGCGGAUGUUUAUAGUUUUGCUACGAUUCUUCGUGGGUGUUCGGGUUUGGCAGCGGCCAGGCAGGGGAAGGAGGUGCAUUGUCAGUAUGUGAGGAAGGGUGGGUGGAGGGAUGUGGUGGUGGAGUCUGCUUUGGUUGAUUUGUAUGCCAAGUGUGGGAGUGUGGAUUUUGCUCACAGGUUGUUUAUGAGGAUGGAGGAGAGGAAUUUGAUCACGUGGAACGCCAUGAUCGGCGGGUUUGCGAAGAACGGGAGAGGGGAGGAGGCGGUGGAGUUGUUUGAGGAGAUGGUGAGGGAGGGGAUGAGGCCGGAUGGUAUAAGUUUUGUGAAUGUUCUCUUUGCGUGUAGUCAUAAUGGUUUGGUUGAUCAGGGGAAGAGGUAUUUUGAUUUGAUGAGGAUGGAGUAUGGGAUUAGGCCUGGGGUGGUGCACUACACUUGCAUGGUUGAUCUUCUGGGAAGGGCUGAGUUGAUUGAGGAGGCUGAGAGUUUGUUGGAGAGUGCUGACUGCAGGUAUGAUCACUCGCUUUGGGCGGUUCUGCUUGGAGCCUGCACCAAGUGUUCGGACUAUGUCACGGCCGAGCGUGUUGCAAAGAAGAUGAUUCAGCUGGAGCCUGAGUUCCAUCUGAGUUAUGUUCUGCUUGGUAACAUUUAUAGAUCGGUUGGCAGGUGGAAUGAGGCUCUGGAGAUCAGGAAGUUGAUGGAGGAAAGAGGGGUUAAGAAGAUGCCUGGCAAGAGCUGGGUUGAGAGUGAGAAGAAGCAAAAGGGUUCUCCUGGAUUUGAUUUCAGCAUUGUUGGGAAGAGCAUGGGAGAGGCUGUGUGAUGAUAGUAGAGUGGGUGUUUGGAUUGCUGUUUCAGAGCCACCAAACAUCUGUUUGUGCUUUCCAAAGCAUGAAAUGGAGAAACAAGAACAAUGAUGGAUUGAAAAAAGAAAAACAGUUAUGUUCAAUGGAACUGUAACCCGAACACACCCAAAAUUGGCAGAUUGAGUUUGUUAAUAACAUCUGAUAGAUUGAUACCACAUGUAAUGGAUACUACCACAAGUGUCAUGGAAGAUUAUGAGCUUAUGUUUACCUUUUUGGCAGGGCUAGCACCUUAACUAGUGCAAGAAUCAGCUUCAUCCAAAGGUUCUACGGUGGUGCUGUACAUGAAGAGAAUUUUUUGUCAUCUGACUUAACAUUUGUAUUUAACAAUCAAUACAGUCGGGAACUGACUAGAGUAUAAGUCUGAAUGCAGCAUCAAGUGAAUUUUUUUCUUGUCUGGUUGGAGGGAUCGACAUGAUAAGGCUGCAUAA